AUGCCCUCGAUAUUCUCUCCUGCCUCUGAGUCUGCUUCCGCAUUGACAUCGACGGCAUCACCCUCUGCUACAACACCGACAGCCAAUACGUCCAAUACGUCCCCCAUAUCUUUGCCUAGUACACGCCGAUCAACCAGUCAAGUUGCACAAUCUCUCGCCUCCUGGCCCGACACAACAUCGACAUCAAUCUCACCUACAUCCCCUACUCCUUUACCUACGCAUACCCCAUCGUCUGCGGAUAGCAACAACAAAAAUAACAAAAAUAACGCCACUUCUCGCAGAAACGAAUCCCUAUCCCCGUCUCCUGCCGCACAGAAAUCACGCUCUUCUUUUCUACGGCGACUCUCCCCCGGCCUAGCUGCCAGAGUCAAGCUGCUAGACGACUCGUCCAAGUCUACGCCGACAGCACUGACGCGGAGCCGCAGUACGAUUGGUAGGAUUCCGGAAGGCCAUCUCAAAGAGCUAGAUAGUGCACACAAGGACCUCUCAAUAAAAGUACUACGACGCGGCCGAGCCUGGAGUGGUGGGCGCGGUGUCUUGCUGACUCCGGAGCCGGCCUCCUCUCCCAGCGAGCUGGAAUCAGGGAGGCUGAAGGAAGACUGCACUACAACUGUAGACACUACCACCCCCGAAGCAGACAGCAGGGUCUCAGAUCCGUCUGGCCCGUUGCUGACUGCUCAAGUCAGAGAAACAUUAACAGAGAUGUCGGCUGUUCAGGAAGUGCAAACCACUGUGCUGGACACGGAAGCUUCCCAUGGAUCUGGCAGCCCAACGGACUUGGAAAAAUACCUCCGCUCAAGCGUGCAGUCUGCUGAAGGUGCUCCCCCUCCACCACCACCAAAGGACUCCCCUCCCCUGCCAGCUAAUGGCUCGAGUACCAAUGUGGAGUCAUAUUUCAAUCCCCUUGGUCUUUCUCGCACGGAAUCUAUUUACUCCUUUUCUAGAGCCACAUUUAGCAAUCAACUAUCCCAAUUAACUUCCAUCAGCUUGCCCCAACCAGCGUCCCUCGAAGCAAGCAUAAAAGCCAUCUCUACUGCCCCUGCUGCCGUCCGAGCGUUGUCGGGAGCGGCGAGUCAAAUACAACAAUGGAUCGAUAAAGCCUCAGAUGUCUUGAGUGGGCUGGACGCUGAAGACGAUGUUGAAUGGGCAGCUGCGGGCGGCAGAGAAGGACUGGAGGAUGUCGACAAGGCCGUGUCAAAAUUUGAGAGUCUCGUGAAUGUCUAUGUCAAAGCUAUUGAAGAGGUACAGCUGCGCAAUGAUAUUGCGGAUGUCGGGUCCGAUCAGCUCCGGGCUAUCGUUGUCCAGGUGGAAUCAACAUUGAAGAACUGGAAGGGCGUCAAGUCACAGCUGAGAGGUGUUAAGGAGCAGGUUGAGCUUGCUAUGGAGUGGGAAGAGUUAUGGACGAACGUACUUGGCGACGUUGGUAUGGAAAUGGAUAAUUUAAGUCGAUUGAUAUUCGAGAUGGAGGAGAAAAGACACAAAACUAUGAUUACAGAAUCGGAGACAGAGCCUAGCAAUUCGCUUGAUAUCAACGAGCUAGAAACGAUCGUCGAAGAGUCCCCCGCUCACGGGAGCACAUCAUCCUCUUCACAGUAUAAACAUGGCCACGUUUUUGGCGCUGCUCCGCCCCAGCUAGAAGCUCCCACUGUUCAAAAUGCUGAGGAUGACUCUAGUUUACUAGCGUUGUUUGCGCGGAUGCAACCCCUUCGAGCAUCCCUGGCCUUCCUACCCAUGCGGCUUUCAAUGUUUCAGUCUAGAGCGGAGAAGAUAUUCCCAAGCGCCUGUGAUGAGUUAGAGGCUCGACGAAAACGUUUGGAAAAGGGAUAUAAAAAGUUGGAAGCCGAUGCAGAGGCAUUACGGCGGGAAUUGGGAGAGGAUAGAUGGAAUUUGGUCUUUAGGAAUGCUGGCAGACAGGCACAUAAAAUGUUCAAGUCUGUCGAACGGACUAUCAAUAAACUCCAGGAGGCAAUUGAUUCGGGAUUCCACAAUGCCAACAGCGCAGCUUUAGCGAAGAAGAUCGAGAGCUUUGAGAAUAAAAAGGUCCACUAUGGCGAAGCCAUCGACCGCGUGUUGGCAAUCAUUCAGAAGGGCAUCAACGAUAGAUUGACGGUCAAUGGAGAAAUUAUACGAUUACUCGCGGAUCUGAAAGCGAGAUCGGAAGCGAUGAAGGAUAGGAUACGCGUCAUGGAUUCGCUGCUGGAGGACCUCAAUGCUACUAAGAGCCAGCAGUUACGAGAUUCGAUAUCCAGCAUUGUCACCCUGGAUAGUCCUGCUACCCGAAGCGCCAUUGAUACCCCAGAUAGCUCCCCAGCCUCAUCUGUGGUCAUGUCAAGUACCAAUGGAGUCAACAGCGGAGUAGCAUCAAGUAUCAACGGGUCUAGUAGAAGAGGUAGCUCGACAGGUAACCCUAUUACAAAGGCAACUGCAACAAAACUAAAGCGUUACUCUGGACUGCCUCAAGCACCGCCUGCCCCUCGCCGCUCCUCCAUACCCCGCACCACCUCCACUUCGAGCCAUCUAACGCCGCCAUCCCCACGACUCUCCACACUAUCUCCUACGCCCUCCACCCCUCGUCCGGGAUCCCGAAACUCCUAUGGGCAACAAAAUCCUGCGUCUAAUAAACCACGCUGGAACGGUAGCGCUAAUACGAAUGAUCUCAUAGUCGGUCACAAUUUUAAACCACUCAGCCUCACCACUCCAUCGCCACACCGCAAGCUCAACGUCCCCACAAACUCGCGUUCCUGCCUCCCUCUCCCCAGCCCACUCAGCCGCGAGUCAUCCGCGUCUCCCGCCCCUUCUUCACGUCGGCCCUCAAGCCGACUCACAGGCAGCCGCAUCGCCUCGCCUGCCCCAGAUCGUGGUGGUGUCGCGUCACCCACACCCACACGCUCCCGCCUCAUCGGUCCACCCCCUUACAGCAAAUUCUGCAAAACUUCGUCGUCAACGUUGACAGGCCCUUCUCCUGCGCUAUCUAACACGCCCCGCAGCCGACAAAGUUACGCUGGCCAACCGAGUGCGCGAGCGGUAUCGACAAACACGCUUAAUACUAUGGGUGGCAGUGCUGAGAAUGGCGCGAAGAAAGCCGCUACCCGUCCCGGAACCGCAUUGGGCCAUUCAUCCAGACGUACCAGUAUGCUGCCACAGCCACGCGGGUUAAAAUUGGGAAGGGAUAGUAUGGGGUUGUCUUCGAAGGGUUUGGAUGAAAGGCCACCGUGGAGGUAA
Molecule: messenger RNA, 3222 nt
Organism: Histoplasma capsulatum G186AR
Lineage: Eukaryota; Fungi; Ascomycota; Eurotiomycetes; Onygenales; Ajellomycetaceae
Exons: 1
Coding region: 1-3222 (1073 amino acids)
Biological process (GO): nuclear migration along microtubule; establishment of spindle localization; mitotic spindle orientation checkpoint signaling
Cellular component (GO): spindle pole body; cell cortex; mating projection tip
Source: RefSeq, a predicted model, not a curated record